UGUUGCAUAGGCUGGCCUGUAACUCCUGGGCUCAAGUGAUCCGCCUACCCCGGCACCUGGCCAUAUUCUACUUUUCAACUUUUAAAAACAUACAUUAUAAUAAAUAGCAUUAAUAAUAACUGUAUUAUUAUGGUGAAUGUUUAUAUUGAUGUUUGGAAAUGGAAAUGCAAAAUUUUCAAAGUGUAUCCUGGGUUAGAAGCUGACCUUUAAAUUUUAUUUUAUUUUAUUUUUUGUAUUUUUUGAGACAGGGCUUCUCUUUGUUACUCAGGCUGGAGUGCAGUGGUACACGAUCUUGGCUCACUGCAGCUUUGACUUCCCGAACUCAAGGGAUCCUUACUCCUCAGACCUCAAUAGCUGGGACCACAUGCACAGGCCACCACGCCCAGCUAAUUUUUGUAUUUUUUGUAGAGACAAGUUUUCACCAUUUUGACCAGACUGAUUUCUAACUCUGGAGUCAAGUGAUCUGCACACCUGGGCCUCCCAAAGUGCUGGGUUUACAAGCCUGAGCCACCACACCUGGUCUCAAUUUUCAACUUGAAAAGAAGUUAGAGCAUUGCUGUUAUAAUAGGGACAUUAUGGUCUUGUUUGCACAGAAUAAACAAAAGACUUCCUUGAACAGAUAUGAAAUCAUUGUUUGACAUUUUCCGGGAGAAUUAGAUGCCUCUGCUAAAUGCAAAUGAAGAUAAAACAAUGUCCGCCAACCUAAAAUACCUUUCCCUGGGAAUUUUGGUCUUUCAGACUACCAGUUUGGUUCUAACAAUGCGUUAUUCUAGAACUUUAAAAGAAGAAGGACCUCGUUAUCUAUCUUCAACAGCAGUGGUUGUUGCUGAACUUUUGAAGAUAAUGGCCUGCAUUUUAUUAGUCUACAAAGACAGCAAAUGUAGUCUAAGAGCACUGAAUCGAGUACUACAUGAUGAAAUUCUUAAUAAACCUAUGGAAACACUUAAACUUGCUAUUCCAUCAGGGAUCUAUACUCUUCAGAAUAAUUUACUGUAUGUGGCACUAUCAAAUCUAGAUGCAGCUACUUAUCAGGUCACAUAUCAGUUGAAAAUUCUUACAACAGCAUUAUUUUCUGUGUCUAUGCUUAGUAAAAAAUUGGGUGUAUACCAGUGGCUGUCUCUAGUAAUUUUGAUGACAGGAGUUGCUUUUGUGCAGGUAACUAUUCAAGAUAAGUAUAUUUUUUUAUCUUUAUCGUGGUUUCAAACCCUUAUUUAUUUUGUGUGGAGAAUAUGGUUCUAUUGCUUGUUGAAACCAGCAAAUGUUAUUCACCACAACUAACAUAUGUUUUGAGGGCUUCCUUUGUGUGACAUACUACAUUGGGAGUGUAAGUAAUACAGAGGAAUUAAUCAAAAUAAAAUUAUAUUACCUACAGAAAUGAACAUUCUAAUUAGGGAAAUAAGACACUGCAUUUUAAAGAAAUGCAGUUGAUUUUUGCUGGAUAUCUGUAGCAUUUGAGAUUAUUAGCCACUCCCUUUUUAUUUUCUAUCAGCUUCACGAUACCAUUUUUUCCUGGUUCUUUUAUCUUUCCAAUGAUUCCUUGUUGGUUUUCUUCAUAGGGAUCUCUUCUGUGAGACUCCCUUUAAAUACUGGGGUUGCUUGCAGGUUUGUUAUUUCUUCUAAGGUAUACUUUUAUUUUUGGAGAUUUCAUCUAUUCUGGGGGGGUGUUAAUUUUAAUUUUUUUUUUACUUUUAAA
Cercocebus atys (sooty mangabey) is the source of this 1693-nucleotide messenger RNA. RefSeq names its product UDP-N-acetylglucosamine transporter-like. The transcript has 4 exons. The coding region runs from base 658 to 1278 and encodes 206 amino acids. Gene Ontology annotation, molecular function: UDP-galactose transmembrane transporter activity. Gene Ontology annotation, biological process: pyrimidine nucleotide-sugar transmembrane transport. NCBI's taxonomy places the organism in Eukaryota, Metazoa, Chordata, Mammalia, Primates, Cercopithecidae. The record is from RefSeq and is a predicted model, not a curated record. Gene Ontology annotation, cellular component: Golgi membrane.